This is a messenger RNA of Stereum hirsutum FP-91666 SS1, 1500 nucleotides long. RefSeq lists its product as uncharacterized. The record is from RefSeq and is a predicted model, not a curated record. Gene Ontology annotation, biological process: regulation of DNA-templated transcription; telomere maintenance via telomere lengthening. The annotation marks the transcript as partial. The transcript is spliced from 7 exons. Lineage: Eukaryota; Fungi; Basidiomycota; Agaricomycetes; Russulales; Stereaceae. Gene Ontology annotation, molecular function: telomeric repeat DNA binding. Gene Ontology annotation, cellular component: shelterin complex.
AUCGCGGUCAAGUUCUUCAUACAGAAGGACCUCGCGACGGAGAUCCAGGCGGAAUUAUGCGAUACGAUUACCACCCUAGGCGGACGCGUCGAGUCCAAAGUCCCCCGACAAGGCUUCAUGCUGACGCAGCCCGGCUCGGCCGAGGCAGAACGUCUGCGCCUCUGCUGGAACAGCAGAGACCGCCCGGAGCGAUACUUCGUGCCGUAUUCUUAUGUCGAGGCGUGCAAGAUUGCGGGGACGUUGUUGAAGCAGAUUUUUUUGGAGAAUGGGGAGCCGAUUAAGUUUUUCAUACAUCCUAGUAUUGCGAACCCGAAUGCGAGGGCGGCGUUGAGUGCGCGGAUCGCGCAUUCCGGCGGCGACCCAAUGGCGACCGCGCAGAACGCGCGCGUUAUCCUCGCCGAUCCCAAUACCGAGGUCUUCCAGCAUCUCGUGAAUAGCUAUCAGGGUGUUCCGGACAAGUACGUGGAGUCGUUCCUGUGGGUGAAGAAAUGCGUGGAGCGGAGCGCGGUCAACUACACCCCUCUCAUCUACAAGAAUCCCGGGGGACGUCGGCCUGGGGAAGAGCGCACGCAGUUCAGCGAGGAGGACGAGCAGCAUCUGUGUCAUUGGAUCGCGACGAAGAUUCCGUACAAGGAGACGGGCGGACGAACGGGGAAUAGACUGUACCAACAGCUCGUCGAGAUGGUCACCGAACCAGAAUUCGCCUGGGUCACCCGCCACACCUGGCAAUCCUGGCGCGAACGCUACAAGAAGAACUCCACUCGGCUCGACACCGUCAUCCAAGCCAUCGUCGAGCAGAAGAAGACGAUGCCGGGUGAAAAGGGCCAGUACGGCUACGUCCGCAAACCGGAAGAGAAGAAACGGAACAAGCGGCGUAAGACGAGCGGUGCGGAACCCACUGAGGAGGACGAUUUCCUGAAUAUGGCGGCUGCUGGGGCAGGUCCACCUCCGCCUCCGCCGCCGCAGCCCCAGAUGCCCAACAUGGCGCAUACUAUCCAGAUGCCUAUGCCUGGGCAGGAGAUGCAUCAUGGUGUUCCUCCUCCUGGAAUGGGCGGAAUGAUGUAUGGACCGCCGCCGCCGCCACCCCCGCCUGAGCUGUUGCAGCAGAUGAGAGCAAGUCCAGCGGAGGAGGAGAUGGAGGAAGAAGGACCCGAGUGGACGGUCAGGGUGGGAAACGAACCUCCGCCAGCCUGGGGGAAGAGAAGGGCUGAAGAGGAACAUCCUGGAGAUGACAAUGAUCCGAAGAGGCUGAGAACGGCUGAUGAGCAACAGGGCGUGCCCCAGCCUCCACACCCGAUGCUCGGUGCUCUUGGGCCAAAUGGUGGACCCAACGGCAUGCACGUCGUCGACCAGGGUAUUUUGGAUAUCGCCCGGGAGUAUCGCUUCACCGUGGAAGAAGUUCAUGAGUACUAUGACCGUUGCGGUGCCAUGGAUCGCACUCGUGCGCGUUUCCAGAAGAUGCGCGAGACCUUGAAUGCGCUGGAGGAUGAUGCUCAUUGA